AUGGGGCUCGUGGCGGUGUCCAAGGCUCGGCCACCCAACGUGCUUCCCUUCCAUUCAAGACUGAACUCCGUCCGACUGUCAAGCUUUCUGCUGCUCAUUGACGCACUCAACGACGACGGCGAGAAGCGUUGCUUGUCUGGCCUUUUGCGCGCCAGGAACCGAAAUAAGUUUUGCGAUCCCCCAAGAAACGGAACCGACACAAGCGCGUCCGCCCCGGCCGAAGCUUGA
Messenger RNA from Pyricularia pennisetigena, 228 nucleotides. RefSeq lists its product as uncharacterized. The transcript is spliced from 2 exons. The record is from RefSeq and is a predicted model, not a curated record. Bases 1 to 228 code for a protein of 75 amino acids. Lineage: Eukaryota; Fungi; Ascomycota; Sordariomycetes; Magnaporthales; Pyriculariaceae.